AUGGCAAAUCAACCCGUUAUCGCCGCUACCGGCAAUGCCAACAACAAGCGCAAACGUGGACUGGCUGAUCAAGAUGUCGGUCGUGAUACCAAGGUGCCCAUCACGAACGGAGAGCAUGACAAUACCAACUACGGUCUCCUGUUGCAAGGUGACGGGAUCCUCGCCGAUGAUAACGCUCGAACAGCCCAGGCUGCUCUCGCCGCCCCGGGGAUGAAUCCAUCGCCUUAUCCUGAACCCAAUCCAGAUGAUACUGGCGCUGGUCUUCCAUUCACCUUUGCGGAUGGCAGCCCCAGCGUUCAUGGGAUUAGUUCUGCUCAAGCUCUUGCUGAUGCGCGUGGUGGCACCAACACCAACACUCCGUCCAAGCCUGCGGUGGGAAGUGCAGAGUGGCAUCAGCUGCGCAAGGACAACCACAAGGAAGUCGAACGCCGCCGUCGUGAAGUCAUCAACGAAGGUAUCGAAAACAUUGCCAAGAUCGUGCCCGGUACCGAGAAGAACAAGGGAGCGAUCCUCCAGCGCACGUACGAGUACAUUCAAGAACUCCUCAACGAGAAGAAUAAAUGGGAUAGCGAGCGUGCCACCUAUGACAUCGCCAUUAAAGAACUUACCAGUCGUCUUGAUCGGAUGAAGGAGUCUGCGAGGAGCGCGUGGGCCGAGACUAGCAAGUGGCAGUCCAGAUGUCGUGAAGCCGGCAUGCCGUUCGAAGACUAUGACGACGGCGGUUUGCCCGCGUUCGAAGAAGAAGACGUCACUGCCUCUCUGGGGUCAUGA
Messenger RNA from Fonsecaea erecta, 771 nucleotides. RefSeq lists its product as hypothetical. Gene Ontology annotation, molecular function: DNA-binding transcription factor activity; protein dimerization activity. The transcript is spliced from 2 exons. Gene Ontology annotation, cellular component: nucleus. Lineage: Eukaryota; Fungi; Ascomycota; Eurotiomycetes; Chaetothyriales; Herpotrichiellaceae. The record is from RefSeq and is a predicted model, not a curated record. Bases 1 to 771 code for a protein of 256 amino acids.